This is a messenger RNA of Pungitius pungitius (ninespine stickleback), 28127 nucleotides long. It is a transcript of the gene pclob, whose product is annotated as piccolo presynaptic cytomatrix protein b. Gene Ontology annotation, molecular function: metal ion binding; structural constituent of presynaptic active zone; protein binding. The record is from RefSeq and is a predicted model, not a curated record. The transcript is spliced from 38 exons. Gene Ontology annotation, biological process: protein localization to synapse; presynaptic active zone assembly. Bases 337 to 25278 code for a protein of 8313 amino acids. Gene Ontology annotation, cellular component: membrane; axon; glutamatergic synapse. Lineage: Eukaryota; Metazoa; Chordata; Actinopteri; Perciformes; Gasterosteidae.
GAGUGGAUGCUGGUCGCUCUCUGUCUGCUGCCCGGUGCCCUCCAUCCCGCGGCGAGCACACAGACACGGACAGGGGCAACCCGAGGAGCGAUGGGCGAGGAUAGGGAAACAAACAGCCCAUGCUGUUGAUGAAGGAAGUCUGAGGUAGAUGCUGAGCCAGAGGAGAGCCCAGGGAGCAGCAGCAGCAGCAGCAGCAGCGGGGCUGUAGAUGCCCUCUCCACAGCUCCGUCACCAGCCCCCCCUCAGGCAGGAGAGAGAGGAGACAGCUCCUGCUCUGACUCCGACAGCCCUUUAGAUUCCAGUUCCAGCGACGAAGAGGAGGAGGAAGACCCAACUAUGUUCUCCUCCAAAUUCCUUAGUGGGGCCAACCCGCUCAAUGCAGUGUCCUCUGCUGUGAAUAAGUUUGGUUUAUUUGGAGAUGAUGGGGAUAAGAAUAAGAAAGCACCUUCACAGCAGGGGGCUAAGCCUGGACAGCAGCCCGGAGCAGGGUCAAGCCUCGGCCCUCAACAGCAGCAGGGACAACAAAAACCAGGCCCUACGGAAAAGGGACAGCCUCUCCCUAAAGAAGGAUCCCCACAGUUGCAUGGGAAUGGACAGGCUGGACCUCCAAACAAGCCUGGUGGGCAAGUUCCUCCAAAGGCAGGAGCACAGCCUGAAGGCCAGAUUAAAGGAGAGCCUCAAAAAAGUCAAACUAAGGGCCCAUCACAGCAAUGUUCACAUAUACCUGGAGCUCAACAACAGAUUGGGAGGAGUGGUGCUCAACCAGGUUCUCCAAAAGCACCACAAACGGUUCCACCUAAGACUGGGAUGCAACAACAGGGGCCGGCUAAGACUGGGACGCAACAACAGGGGACGGCUAAGACUGGGAUGCAACAACAGGGGACGGCUAAGACUGGGAUGCAACAACAGGGGCCGGCUAAGACUGGGAUUCAACAACAGGGGCCGGCUAAGACUGGGACGCAACAACAGGGGCCGGCUAAGACUGGGACGCAACAACAGGGGCCGGCUAAGACUGGGAUGCAACAACAGGGGGCGGCUAAGACUGGGACGCAACAACAGGGGCCGGCUAAGACUGGGAUGCAACAACAGGGGGCGGCUAAGACUGGGAUGCAACAACAGGGGCCAGCUAAGACUGGGAUGCAAGAAUCAACAAAAGUUGGCUCACAAAAUAGUGGCUCACAGCAGGGGUCACCGACAAUUGGUCAACAAGAACGUGGCUCACCUAAACUUUUACCGCAACAACAGGGUUUCCCCAAAGGAGCCCAGCAGGGCUCAUCUACAGUCGGACGGGAACAACAAAGCUUUAGGGAUACACCCCAACAACAGCAGUCCUCAAAAAGGCCAGAGUCACAAAAACAAGAGGCAAAGGGACCCGGUACACCUGGCAUGGAGCGAGCAGGAUCUUCAGCCCCGGGACCAACCAAAGCUGGAUCUCAGUCAAGAGCAGUAGUUAAGUCCCUUUGCCCAGUGUGUAACACAACAGAACUUAAUGUACACACCAAGGAAUCGCCUAACCAUAAAACCUGUUCACAGUGUAAAACUCAAGUGUGCAACUUGUGUGGCUUCAGCCCUCCAGACUCUGACGGACGUGAGUGGCUUUGUCUUCCCUGCCAGAUACAGAGAGCUCAAGGGGCUUCUGAACAACAGGGACCCUCCACAAAGAAGCUCACACCUAACAAAGUCUCUUCUGCUCAAAACCAGACACCACCCCCCGCUGCACCUGUCAAAAAAGAGAUGUUAGCACCUGGUUCACCCAAGAAAAUGCAGUCUACAUUGGCAAACGUUCCAGCCAAGGGUGAAGCUAGUAGAGGUCAAGAGAGUCAAAAACAAGCCAGCCCAGCUUCUGUUCAUAAAAAGACACCUGAGACCCAACAUACAUCAGGAUCUAACAAACCAGACGCGACCAGUCAAAGUGGACGCAAGCAAAGCAGUGGCCAGCAAGAGUCCGGAGGAUUAUUUGGCCUGGGUGGUGUUAAAACUGAAGCUGCAAAGCCUGAUGAGUCAGUAACUGGAAAGAUGUUUGGUUUUGGUUCAUCCAUUUUCAGCUCUGCAUCUACACUGAUAGCUUCAGCUGUUCAGGAUGAGCCUAAAUCAACACCACCUGUUUCUCCCAAAAUACAGUCUGCAAAAGACAACAAAACAGCUACUGUACAAAAGUCAGCAAAAGACAAGACACAAGAGGCAACAGUUAAUCCAGCAAGACAGGUAAAAGGGGACAAAGCUGUGUUCCAGACUCAGAAGGCAGCCUCCCAAAGUGUUCCUAAAGAAGGUCCAUCCACAUGUCCCCUCUGUAAGAUGGUGCUCAAUAUGGGCUCGAAGGAUCCGCCCAACUUCAACACCUGCACAGAAUGCAAAAGCACUGUCUGCAACCAAUGUGGAUUCAACCCGAUGCCAAAUGUCAAGGAAAAGGAGUGGCUCUGUCUCAACUGCCAGGUCAAACGAGCUGCCAGCGGAAUUGAACCUCCGAAAGACACAUCAUUGGUCAAUUCUUCAAUUAAAAAAACUACUCAAGCACAGCCUGCACUACAAAAGACAUCUGCACCAGGCUCUCCUCAGAGGAAAAUAUCCACACCUACUGCUCAAUCAGACAAAGCUGACACUGCUAAAGUGCCAGACAGUUCUAUACAGGCUAGCCAAUCUCCUGGUCAGAAAACACCUCAGGAGAGCCGGAUAACAGCUCCUCAGACACAACCAGACCAGACAGGCCAAACUUCACAGAAACAGAGGACUGUCACAGCAGUCACACAGCAAGAGUCAGGGAAGUUUUUUGGCUUUGGUGGCCCUAAAACUCAGGUUGAUGCUGCAAAGCCUGCAGUGACAGGGAAAAUGUUUGGGUUUGGUUCCUCCAUCUUCAGUUCCGCAUCUACUUUAAUAACUGCAGCUGUUCAAGAUGAGUCAAGAACUACACCACCACUUUCUCCCAAAAUGAAUGCCGGAAAGGACUCUAAAUACCACACUGCCAAGAAAUCGGAACAGGACAGGGAACCAGAGCAACCCCAGCAAGCCAAGAGUUCUCCAUCAGUACAGCCAAAAGUGGAGAAACUUCUAUCUGAGCAGCCAAAGAAAGCAUCGUCUUCCCCAGUUGAUUCGAAAGCAACCUGUCCUCUAUGUAAAGUCGGACUCAAUGUGGGCUCUACAGAUCCCCCCAACUACAACACCUGUACAGAGUGCAAAUGCACAGUCUGUAACCAAUGUGGUUUCAAUCCCAUGACAAAUGUUAAAGAGACAAAGGAGUGGUUGUGUCUCAACUGCCAGAUGCAGAGAGCACUGGGAGCGUCUGAGCCUCCUGGAACUCCCAUGAUAAAACGACUGGCCUCAUCAAAUAAAGACCCCGCACCUCUCAGUGCCAUGAAUAAGGAACCUUCCCCACUUGAUAAACCUCAAAACAAAGACAUUCAAAUAGCUGCAGAUUCAAAGAAGACCUCUGCACCAAGCUCCCCUCAGAGGAAACCACCACCAGCCGAGCAGCCAGCAAAGUCUGAAGUCAUAAAAGGAGCAGAAAGUCAGAAACAGGUCAGCCCAGCUCCUGGUAAGAAAAUUCCAAUGCAGGACCGUAUGGAAGCUCCUCAGAAACCACAGGACCAGACAAGUCAAACUGGACAUAAACAGAAUAACACUGUCUCAACUACACAAGAGGUAUCUAAAGAGAUUUCUGGCGGUCAGAAACCUCAACCUGAAAAGCCAGCGGAGUCAUUAGGUGGAAAAAUGUUUGGCUUUGGGUCCUCCAUCUUCAGUUCUGCCUCCACUUUAAUAAACACAAAUGUGCAAGAUGAUUCCAAAACAACUCCACCGAUGUCAGCCAAGAUUCCUGCUGCAAAGGCAACCAAAUAUCCGCUUGCAGAGAAACAAGAGGAAGGCAAACUAGAGCCCAUGACCUCUCCAUCUCAUAAAGCCAAAGUAGAAAAAGCUUUAUCAAAGCCUACAAAGGAUGCAGCUGUUUGCCCAGUUGUUCCCAAGACAGGGAAACCUACCUGUCCACUCUGUAAGGUUGAACUCAACUUUUGCUCUAAGGAACCUACGAACUACAACAAGUGCACUGAAUGCAAGAAGAAUGUCUGUAACCAGUGCGGAUUUAAUCCAAGGCCAAAUGUAUCAGAGAUAAAAGAAUGGUUAUGCCUGAACUGUCAGAUGCAGAGAGCUCUUAGCUCAUCUGAACUCACAGGUCCUCCUUUGAAAUCUAACAAUACAGCUGACAAAAUGACUCCUGUGGCUGAUGUACUUCAAACGAAGGGGAGUCCGACACCAGGAUCUCCUCAGAAGAAGCAGGCAACCAAGGCUGCCGAAGGACCAGGCAGAGAAAUGCAGGCUAGCCCUACUCCAGGACGGAAAACCCCUCUAGACAUUGGGAGGGUACCAGAGCCUGAUAGCUCAAAAACCACACAGUCUGUGAGUGGGAAGAUGUUUGGAUUUGGUUCUUCCAUUUUCAACUCAGCAUCAACUUUGAUUUCAUCCACUGUUCUGGACGAAUCACGUACUACACCCCCAAGCUCUCGUAAGAUGUCUGCACCAGUACAAGUCUCACCCAACAGGUCUGCUGCACCCAAUGUUUCUCAAAAGACUACACAGCCAGUUUCCCCCAAAAUGUUCCACGCAAGACAGUCUGAAAUACUUGAGAAGAAAACAGAACAACUCCAUCAGAACAAACCUGACAAAACUCCACCAAAGGCAGCAUCAAUCUCAAAAACAAAUCUCAAUGAAAGCCAGGCGACCUGUCCACUCUGUAAGGUUGAGAUCAACAUCAACUCCAAGGACCUUCCAAACUACAACACCUGCACUGAGUGCAAGACCACUGUUUGUACCCAAUGUGGAUUCAACCCAAUGCCCAUAGGCAAGGCAAACAAGUGGCUAUGUCUUAACUGUCAGAUGAAAAGAGCAAUUGGAGCAUCAGAACCCCCAGGACCUCUCACAUUGAAGUCUCAGACAUCUACUUCACUUGCUGCAGUCCAGUUGAAUGAUUCUCCCAAACCAACCACACCUCAAAAGAAGGACAGUCCAGGCCCUGCUGUACUAAAGAAGGAACCUCCAGAACCUGUCUCACCCCAAAGAAAACCGUCACCAUCUGUGCAGUCAGAGAAACCUGAAGCUGCUUCUGCACCAUUGAAACAGGCCAGCCCGGCGCACAAUCACAAAACACCACAGGAAAUACAGAAGGCAGUUCAGAAAAAGCCACCAGAUCAGGCAAGACAAACUGUAAGCAGGCAACCUGAUAGGCAGACUGAACGUAAGCAGAGUGAUGCCUCUGCAGCAACACAGCAACAAGCAGGAGGUUUCUUUGGUUUUGCUAGUGGGAAAACUCAACCCGAACCUAGCAAGCAGGCAGAGUCAGCAACUGGGAAAAUGUUUGGCUUUGGCUCUUCAAUCUUCAGUUCUACAUCUUCAUUGAUGACCUCAGCUGUUCAUGAACAACCCAAAACUACUCCCCCAGUGUCUCCCAAGAUGUCUCCAGCUAAGGAGAUCAGGUCCCCCAGCGUCUACAAACCUGACCAGCAAAAGCAAGCAGAGUCAUCCGAGAAGACCAAGACAACCCCAACAGGACAGGCCAAAUUGAGCAAAGCCCCAUUAGAGCCUCUAAAGGCCAGGGCGGAGUCACAAGUAGCUGUCAAACCAGGCCAAUCUACCUGUCCACUCUGUAAGGUAGAUCUGAACGUACUUUCCAAAGAAUCACCCAACUACAAUACCUGCACUGAAUGCAAGAACCUCGUCUGUAACCAGUGUGGAUUUAAUCCUAUGCCGAAUGAAACAGCGGUAAAGGAGUGGCUGUGUCUGACCUGUCAGAUGCAGCGUGCUCUAGGCUCAACACAGCUCCAAGGAGUUACUUCUGUCAAUACCCAGAUAGCUCCAAAACCACAGAAGAGAGAAUUCAUCGGCCCAGCUGAACCUGAAAACAAUGACUCACCUCAGAGGACACUGUCUGUUGAAACACAGCAGUCUCCAUCUGAAGCUGAUAACAAGCCAGAAGGUCAGAAACAGCCCAGCCUAGUUACUUCUCAGCAGAGUCCAAAGGAGCCUCAGAGAACAUCAGGUCCUAAAAAAUCCACAGACCAGACAAGGCAAACUGAACGUGAGCAGAGUAACACCACAGCAGCGUCGCAGCAAGAUACGAAAGGCUUCUUUGGUUUUGGUGGUGGAAAAAGUCAACCUGGUGCAAUGCCAACAGGGUCUGCAACUGGGAAAAUGUUAGGCUUUGGUUCUUCCAUCUUCAGUUCUGCAUCCACUUUGAUAACCUCUGCGGUUCAGGACCAGCCUAAGACCACUCCACCAGUUUCUCCUAAGAUGUCCCCAGCAAAAGGGAUCAAAUCCCCUCAUGUUCAGAGGAAAGAACAACAGACAAAGCUUGAACAAUCUCCUCAGACCAAGACACCACCAACAACACAGACUAAAGUGGACAAAGCUUCAUCCCAGCUCCCAAAGGAUGACGCAACCUCUGAUGCAACUAUCAAAACAAGCCAUUCUACCUGUCCACUCUGUAAGCUUGAACUCAACAUGGGGUCCAAGGAUCCACCUAACUACAAUACCUGCACUGAAUGCAAGAAUACGGUCUGUAACCAGUGUGGAUUUAACCCCAUGCCGAAUGUUUCAGAAAUGAAGGAGUGGUUGUGUUUGACUUGUCAGAUGCAAAGAGCUCUCAUGGCAGCUGAAUCCAUAGAGCCGCCAUUGAUGAAACCUCAGGCAUCACCAAGCAGAGUGUCAAAACCUCUUGAUGAGGCCACGACCAAUAGAAAUAAAGACAUUAUACGCACACAAAUGAUAGUAGUUCCAGAAAAGUAUUCAAAGGACCAUCCAACUGAACUACAGAAUAAAGAAGAAAAUAAACCUUCAGUUAAAAAGGACAUCACCCAAACUUCAACCACUGCCUCGUCACCUACAAAGAAAAAGGCUACAGCACCUACCAAGGAGGUUCCAACCUCUUAUGCAUCUGUCAUCGAAGAGCCGACAGCUGUAGUAUCAGACCUCAAUAAACCAUUGCCUGCUCAAAUCACUCCUCUCAACGCAGAUACUUUAACUUGUUACUCAAAGAAAAAGGAUAUCACUCCACCAAGUUCACCUGCAUGCAACAAACUAUCAGAGAAGAAAGAGGAGGAAGCUGAAAUAGUCCAGAAAUCAGCUGAUAAACCGGUCACAUUCUAUGAUGAUUUACAGCCCCCAAAACCCCCAAAUGGAGAAUCAAGCACUGUUGAUAUAUCCCUUGCCAAAUCUGCUUCGCCAGCAGCCCAGCCAACAAAUCAAAAAACAGGAGGUUUGUUCAGCAUGGGCGGUCCUCAAUCUCAGCAUGUUGAAGCCAAAACAACUGAAGCAAUGACUGGAAAGAUGAUGGGAUUUGGCUCAUCCCUCUUCAGCUCAGCAUCUACCUUGAUAACAUCUGCAAAUAAGGAGGAGUCUCGCACAACACCACCAAGUUCCCGCAAAAUGUCUGCCCCAGAUCAAGUCUCUGGCAAGAUGGCAACGUCACAGAGUUCUCCACAGUCUAGUUCCCCUGUUUCCCUGAGGAAGACCUCAGAAAAAGGGGCCAAACUGCCCCCUGCCCAGAAACCUCAUUCGGAUAUAAUACCAGACCAAAGUCAGGAGGCCAAGGCCCCCCUGUCAAUACAUUCCCAGGUUAACAAAGAUUCAUUAGAGCCUUCAAAACCAGAAGUCCCCCAAGGUGCUCCCAAAGAAGGGCAGUCUAACUGUCCACUGUGUAAAGCAAAACUUAAUGUGGGCUCCAAAGAUCUUCCCAACUACAACACCUGCUCUGAAUGCAAAACCGAUGUCUGCAACAAAUGUGGAUUUAGCCCUAUGCCACAUGUAGAAAAGGGGAAGGAAUGGCUUUGUCUCAACUGCCAGAUGCAGAGAGCACUUGGAGCUUCUGAACCUCCCGGCCUUCCCAUGAUAAAAUCCAAACCGUCGCCACGCAAAGAGGGUGCCGCCCCACAAAGGAAAGAGGGCCCUAUGCCAACUUCUCAGGAGGAUAUUCAUCAACCAGCCGCACCCAAAAGUGUGCUUGUUAAAGUGGAUACAACGAAUACUGAAUCCCAAGCGCUUUGUCAACCACUAAAGGAAAUUACCAGUGAAGAUGCUUCAUUGCCUGACAAAACGCUCCUAUCCACUACCACAGAAACCAAUGUUUUACCAGCGUCACAAAAGCCUUCUGAAGACGCAUAUGAAGGACAACCUAGUACAUCCCAGCAACAGCCUACCCAAUCUGUAACACAUGCUUCUCCACCAGAUAAAGAAGCAGAAAAUCCAUCCCUACAACCGUCUCCAAAGGCUAAGACCGCUAUAUCUGCUGCCCCGCCAGAUCGACGUGUGGAAGAGAAAACUCCAAAACAGCCUUCAAAAACUGUGACUUUAAUCGCUAAGUCUGCUCCUCCGACAGAUCCAGAGGUGGAAAAGCUGCAUCGGGGACAGCCUCCAGAAAAUGUAAUUUCUGCUCCUCCAGCCGAUCAAGAGGCAGAAAAGCCAUCCCUAAAAGAGCCUCCAAAAGCUACGGCCAUUAUUGCUAAAUCUGCUGCACCACCAGAUCAAUGUGUGGAAGAGACAACUCCAAAACAGCCUUCACAAACUGUGACUUCAAUCGCUAAGUCUGCUUCUCCUACAGAUACAGAGGUGGAAAAACUCCAUCCACAACAGCCUCCAGAAACUGUGAUUUUUGCUCCAUCAGAUCAAAAGGCAGAAAAGCCAUCCCUAAAAGAGCCUCCAAAACCUACGACCAUUAUUGUUAAGUCUGCUGCACCACCAGAUCAACAUGCGGGAGAGCCAACUCCAAAACAGCCUUCAACAACUGUGACUUCAAUCGCUAAGUCUGCUCCCCCUACAGAUCCAGAGGCAGAGAAGCUGCAACUACGACAGCCUUCGGAAGCUGUGAUUUCUGCUCCUCCACCAUAUCAACAUGCACCUCAAAGAGAUUCUGUGCAAGAUAUGCAGAUCCAUUCAGGCAAGGUUGUGGCCGGCCAGCAGAAACCUGUUGAAAAAUCCCCACAAGUCCAGCUUUCACAACCUGUAGUUAGACCAGUAGUUAGACCAGGUCUUGCAAAAGAAGUUGGAAAAACAUCUCAACAGCCUUCAAAACCUGCAGUUCUCUCUGAAAAAUCUGCACCUCCACCAAUUCAUCCUGCUAAACAGGAGUCAGGAGGCUUUUUUGGCUUUGGUGGUCCUAAAAGUAAACCUGCUGCUGCAAAGCCUCCUGAGUCUGUGACUGGGAAGAUGUUUGGCUUUGGUUCAUCUUUCCUAAGCUCUGCAUCCACCAUGAUAACAUCAGCUGUUCAGGAUGAAGCUAAGACUACACCACCAACACCACGUAAGAUGUCUACUACAGCCAAUGAAUCACCUAAAACUACACCGGCAGCCUCCCCUAAACUUUUACCUGCAAAGGACACCAAGCCUACCGCUGUCAAGAAAACUGAAGAGAAGCAACCCGAGAAACCAUUGCAGGAAAAAACUCCUCCAACACUACAAACCAAAGUUGACAAAGGUCUACCAGAGCCCUCCAAGGCACCAACAGACAUCCAAGGUGCCUCAAAAGUAGUUCCAACCAUCUGUCCGCUUUGUAAGGUCAACCUCAACGUGGGCUCGAAAGAUCCUCCCAACUACAACAAUUGCACAGCAUGCAAGACGGAUUUCUGCAAUCAAUGUGGAUUUAAUACAAUGGCAAUUGUGGCCGAGGUGAAAGAAUGGCUUUGUCUGAACUGUCAGAUGCAGAGAGCCCUAGGAGCAUCUGAGCCCACUGGAAGUCCUGCAGUGAAACCACAGACCUCCCCAUGCAAGGUUCCUGGUUCUGAACUGAAGGAAAUUCCAACAUUAGUCCAACAGGACAAGUCUAUAGGAUCUACAGCAGUCACAAAAGAGGUCACUCAUGCAACUACGCAGAAACAAGUAACCCCAAAAGCUGGGGCUCCAGUGCCGAUUGCAGUCAAACAAGCUGAGAAAUUACACCGAGAUUCUGUGCAAGAGACGCAGAUCCUUUCCAGGACUGAACUAAGACAAGGACAAGGCAAGGCUGUGGAUGACCAGCAGCAACUGGUUGAAAAAUCCCCACAAGUCCAGCUUUCACAAACUCUAAAGACAGAAGUUAUGCCAGAUAUUAAAAAAGAUGAAGUUGGAAAAGCACCACAACAGCCUUCAAAAUCUGCAAUUUCUACGAAACAGGAGUCCGGAGGCUUUUUUGGCUUUGGUGGUCCUAAAACCCAACCUGAUGCUGCAAAGCCUCCUGAGUCUGUGACUGGGAAGAUGUUUGGCUUUGGUUCAUCUUUCCUAAGCUCUGCAUCCACCAUGAUAACAUCAGCUGUUCAGGAUGAAGCUAAGACCACACCACCAACACCACGUAAGAUGUCUACUACAGCCAAUGAAUCACCUAAAACUACACCGGCAGCCUCCCCUAAACUUUUACCUGCAAAGGACACCAAGCCUACCGCUGUCAAGAAAACUGAAGAGAAGCAACCAGAGAAACCAUUGCAGGAAAAAACUCCUCCAACACUACAAGCCAAAGUUGACAAAGGUCUACCAGAGCCCUCCAAGGCACCAACAGACAUCCAAGGUGCCUCAAAAGUAGUUCCAACCAUCUGUCCGCUUUGUAAGGUCAACCUCAACGUGGGCUCGAAAGAUCCUCCCAACUACAACAAUUGCACAGCAUGCAAGACGGAUUUCUGCAAUCAAUGUGGAUUUAAUACAAUGGCAAUUGUGGCAGAGGUGAAAGAAUGGCUUUGUCUGAACUGUCAGAUGCAGAGAGCCCUAGGAGCAUCUGAGCCCACUGGAAGUCCUGCAGUGAAGCCACAGACCUCCCCAUACAAGGUUCCUGGUUCUGAACUGAAGGACAUUCCAACAUUAGUCCAGCAGGACAAGUCUAUAGGAUCUACAGCAGUCACAAAAGAGGUCACUCAUGCAACUACGCAGAAACAAGUAACCCCAAAAGCUGGGGCUCCAGUGCCGAUUGCAGUCAAACAAGCUGACACACAGAUCCUUUCGGGGACAGAACAACAGCAAGGCAAGGUUGUGGAUGACCAGCAGAAACCUGUUGGAAAAUCCCCACAAGUCCAGCUUUCACAAACUCCAAAGCCAGAAGUUAGGCCGGGUCUUGCAAAAGAAGAAGUUGGAAAAACACCACAACAGCCUUCAAAACCUGCAGCCUUUUCUGAGAAAUCUGCACCUCCACCAGCUCAUCCUGCUAAACAGGAGUCAGGGGGCUUAUUUGGCUUUGGUGGUCCUAGAGCACAACCUGCUGCUGCAAAGCCUGCUGAGUCCGUGACUGGGAAGAUGUUUGGUUUUGGCUCGUCUAUCUUCAGCUCUGCAUCUACAUUGAUAACCACAGCUGUUCAGGUGGAACCUAAAACUACACCACCAACUCCACGUAAGAUGUCCACUACAUCCAGUGUCUCUCCUAAAGCUACACCACCAACUCCACGUAAGAUGUCCACCACAUCCAGUGUCUCUCCUAAAGCUACACCACCAACUCCACGUAAGAUGUCCACCACAUCCAGUGUCUCUCCUAAAGCUACACCACCAACUCCACGUAAGAUGUCCACCACAUCCAGUGUCUUUCCUAAAGCUACACCUCCAGUUUCCAAUAUUUCAGCUCUGAAUGACUCCGAGCCACCUAAGCAGACCAAGCCUACACCAUCAGCAGAGGCCCAAGUCGAGAAAGCGCCAGCAAUGACUCAAAAAUCCAUCCAAGCGACCCAAGUUGCUCCUAAAGCACCUCAGUCGACCUGUCCACUGUGUAAGGUCGACCUCAACAUUGGCUCCACAGAUCCUCCCAAUUACUCAACCUGCACCGAAUGCAAGAACACUGUCUGCAACCUUUGUGGAUUCAACCCCAUGCCACAUACAGGGGCGAAGGAAUGGCUGUGCCUGAGCUGCCAGACUCAGAGGGCUUUGUCUGGAGAGCUGGGAGACUCAGGAAAAAUGCCCCAACUUACACCUGUAUCUGCCAAGCCAAGCCCCCUGUCCACACCCGCAACCACAAAGGCAGAACCCAAAACUUCCCCUGCGAAGGCAGAGCUGACAUCUGCAAUGACAAAAUCACAGCCCACACCAGACUCCAUCAAGUCGAUGCCAACAGCUCCAACCCUAAAGCCAAAGAUGGAACCUACGUAUGUAGAAAAGGAAACCACGGCUACAGCAGCUUCUGGACAUGUCAAGAUCCAGCUUACACCCAUACCCAUAACAGAAAAGGUUUCACCUGUUUUAGCGGAAAAACUGCCAUUGCCAGCAUUCACAGCAGAAGUCAUGCCACCGACGGCUGCAGGAACACCAACAGUGGAUAACAGAGAAGAGUCAGUCAAAGUGGAACUCAUAGAACCACAAUAUCCCGAUGCUGAAGAGUCUAAAGUUGACCUUUCAAAAGACAAGUUGGAAGCAUAUGUUGCUUCAGCUUCCCCCCUACCUGCAACUGAAGCUACACCUGUACCUACUUCCCCUUUUACUGCAGAGGUUUUCCCAAGAAAUGAAACAAAGCCAGAAUUGUCUGCUCCAAAGAAGAUUAAGGAGUUACUUACUGAUGAUCAGUUUGAACUGACAGAGCCAACAACAUCUUUACUACAAGCUCAGGUACAACCAAAGUCACAAGAAUCACAGCUGGUGUUGGAAAAAGAAGCAGCCAGCAAGGAAAUGGCUGAUGAAUUAUUUGAAAAGAUCAAAGACAUCACCUCAUUUCCAGAGACACAAGUAUCUACAAAAAACAUCAUAAUACAAGAACAAGAUGAAAUAAACAAAGAACCAGUGAAAGAAAUAAAGGUCACCAUACCUACUUGUCAGGAUGCAUUUGAAAACAAAGUAGCUACAAAGCCUGAAUCCAAAACAGAUGAGCCUGAUGAAGAUCAACCUCAAAUUUUACCCAUGUCACAAGAAUUUAAAGAUAGGAAGGUCGUUAGUGAUGCAGGUCAAAAGGAUAUUCAAGUACAUACAGAUACAUCCAUUGCAGUAAAGGACAAAGUUGGAGCUGAAAGAAGACGCUUAAGUUUUCAAGCAAUGGCUGAGAGCAGUGAAAGUGAGUUCACACCUUCGCCUAAAGUCCAGAAGAGAAAGCUGAAGGUCAGCAAUGUUUCAUCCAGCAGUGAAGACAUAAAAACUGAAAGCGCUGACUCCUCUAUGGAAGAUGAAGAAUUCAUCCGCAAGCAGAUAAUGGGUAUGGGUGAUGAAGAAGACAUGUAUCCUUCAGAAGAUGAGAGAGAAAAGGAUGUAGUAGGGGACGAACCUAUCAAAAUGUUUGAACUUGAUAAUACCUCAGUGGCCAAACCACUGUCUAGAAAAAGUAGUACAGAAAAUGAAGAAAGCCCAGCCAUGAGAAAAAACAUUCUAAAAGCAUUUGCUGAAAGAACUGAAGAUAUUUCUGAAACCAUGUCCAGUUCUACACUCAAAAAGGCUCUUCCGGUCAUCAGACACAGACAAAGCACUGAUGAAGAGGUGGAGAGCAUUACAGAAUCCCUGUCAAAGGGAUCGUCCAGUGUUCAGGUAUCUAGUUUUACUCCGGGAUCUUCACCCACUUCUGCCUCAUCUCUGGAGGAGGAUAGUGACAGCAGUCCCAGGCACAGGAAAAUCCGUGGGGAAAAACAGCUUCGCAAAGGAAGACACAGGCAGCCAACUCAGCCUCUCCCAACCAUUGAAGACUCCUCUGAGGAAGAGAAAAUGAGGGGGGGGGAGAAGUCUAGAAAAGAAAAAGAAGAACUUAAAUCGCAUGGGACUUCUCUGUUCCCAACUAAAGAUACUUCCUCAACAGAGAAUCUGAAGCAGAUCACCACAAUGGAUGAAACCAGUAGAUCUGGUUCUGAGUACUCUGCUAGUAUAGAAUCAGAGCCAGAGGUUUGGCGAGCUGUACAGAGGGUGGAUAAGCCAUCACCAACAGUGAUUCCAUACAAUCUCUCUGAUCCAUUUAGCGAGAAGCAUAUUGUGACAUCACCAUUGAAGAGUGCUGAGGAAGCAUAUGAGGAUAUUAUUCAAAAGACAAAAGCUAUUCCUGGGGAGAGUCCUCCUGAUAUUGAGCCACUUUAUGGAGGAAUGUCCAUAGAGGACUAUCUUUAUGGAUCCUUAGUGGAGGAGCCUGAAAUCAAGAUGGGAGAAUCUCAAGAGGAUACAAGCUCUGAGUGUCUCAAAAAACUUAGGUCUCCAGAGGAGGUCUAUGAAAAGAUGAUGCAGAAAAAGAAAGAACUGAUGAUAAUAGAGCAAGAGUUUCAACAGGCCCAGGUUGCCAUUGAAUCAUCCUCAGCUUCCGUCACUGGGCCACCUUUGAUUGCAGAGACCUGUGUGGUGACCAUAACCACAGAAGAGACAUCCCCUACUGAGCAAUUUGACAUGCUUCUUCCAGGCACUGAAACUUCUAGUGAAGUGCCAAUGAAGCGAAAGAAAAGGCCUGCUCCACCGCGCCCCACUGAACCCCCUAAGCGUUCAGAAGUCAAUGUUGUACCAAGUACACCAGGUGGAUCCAUUGGUUUUGCUAGGCCUAUGGUUCCUCAAGAUCCUUCACUCAGAAAGGCAUUGUUCCCCAUACCGGACCUCAAGAUUACCCGGUGCUCAUCUGGGGAGGAAGAGGAUGACAGUCUUGCUGACGAGUAUGGUGUUGGUAUUUCCUCUGACAUUACCCCCAGUGAUGACUCUGAGACUAAAGAGUAUCCCUCCAUGAGCCCACCUUUGUCUGAAACCAUGGAGAUGGAGCCUUUCUGUGUAGUCUGUGAAAUUCCAGAGCCAAAACCUAUUCCAACUCCAAUUUCAGCACCCGAACUAACCACCACACCGUCCCCAGUAUCACCAUUGUCACCUCCAACUUCACCAGCCACUCCAGAUUCCAGUAUGUCUUCUAAUGCUACAUCCUCAUCCUCACUCCAGGCUCAAACACCUCUUUCAUCCGAUUCAACUCCACUGUCUACGCCAACACAUCCAACUUUAUUUGUAACCCAAUCACCUCAUGAGAUCUCAACACCAACCCCUAGCACAAUUGUAAAAGUACCAUCUACUGGGGCCUCCGUUUCUGAAAUUAUAGUUUCAAUGCCAGAUGUUGUGUCUGGUCCAUCAAAUACUCAAACAGCUGCAGUAGUUCAAGGUAAGGCAUCUACAGCCGAAGCUCCAACUCCAGCACUUUUGGGGGAGUGUAGACCUGUCGCUGUUGUGGUCCAGAAGCCAGACCUUGAUUCACUUCCAUCUCAGGAGCCUAUUGUGGCUCCAGCUGUUGUACAGGUCUCAGCACAAAGACCAGCACCUGUUGUUGUCUCAGCUCUACCCCCAGUCUUAUUUACAUCUGUACCUGUAACAGUCAACCCUGAAUCUCCAGCCCUAGUUGAUAUUGAUUCUGUCACUCAGACCUCAUGCCCUUGGACAUUCAAAGACCAGACAAUGCCUGACCUGGUUUCAACUUCAUCUUCAAUCUCUGCACAAACCCCACUACCGGUCUCAGCACUCGCAUCCAGUCCAACUCAAGGCCAAGUGAAAGUGUUACACUCCGUCCCUUCCCGGACAGCAAUCUCACUAAAGAGCCCUGUCCCGAUCCCAGCUCCAGUUCCACCAGCGCAGGGGCCUGGACUGUCUUCCGCGUCCACUAUUAUAACCAAGAAAAAGGUCCCUCCCCCUCCACCACCUCGGUCUACUUCAGUGUCAUUACCUGAGAGUAGUGCAGAAUUUCCACUUGUAAGGACUGUUCAGUAUGUCACCCCCAUUAUGACCACCAGCAUAGCUAACAGUGCUACAGUGACUGGUCAGCCAAUGCAGUCUGUAUUUGUGGAUAUACAGCCAAGAAUGGAAGAUAUGCAACUAGAUAGUGGGGCUGUACCUCAGGUAGUUACCCCAACCAGACAGGGGCAUGUAGUCAUCAUAGUGCCAAGUGUGGAAAACAAAUCUCUUCUUGGACAAACCCCACAAGAUAUGGCUGGUAAAGGAUCCAUUACUGCUACUACUACUACUCUACCACAACGUCGUGAAAUGGCUUCAGAAAUACCCAGCACUGAUACAGGUUCAUUAUCCACUAAGUUGUCACCAGUGCCAGCACCCCUUGUAUUGAAACCUACAGUCAUCGAUCCAGUUGAAAUACUUGUAGCAGAUACAUCUCCAUCCCUCUCUACCACUUCAACCAAGCCAAACAUGUAUCCAACAUCUCUGGUUUCCCCUGCAGUGACGAUUACCACAGCAACAGUAGCACAAGCUUCUUAUACCACUGUUGGUCCUAGUCAAACUGCAAAGCCUCCUCCUCCCAUACCACCUAAGCCUAUAUCAAUUCCAGCUGGACUGGUUUUUAGCCAUAAGCCAGGAGAGAGUGUUAAGCCACCUCCACAUCAUGUGGCUCCCAAAGCUGCUACACUACCGAGGAUCAAAGAACCUCCAAAUGCUCUGUCACUCAGCCUUACUCGGCCAGUGGAAUCUAAGUUCAGUGCAACAUCUCCUAAGUCACCUAUGUCUCCCAGACAUUCUAAAUGUUUGCAAACCUAUGUAGUGAUAACCCUUCCAUCUGAGCCUGGCUCACCGACAGAGGUUAUAACAGUCCAGGCACCUGUAAGACGAGGCUCCAUCCCAUCUACAAAGGUGUCAGGGGUAAGGACCACACCUUUAGAGCAAAAAACAUCCAUUGAGGCCUUUUCAGCACAUGCUACAGUUAGGAGGGCCUCCGUUCCCACUGUAAGGCACCUACCUCCAAUAUCCAUAGAUCCAAUUGUGGCAGUCGAACAAGUAACUCCCUAUGACGUUCUGGAUAACAAAGUGCCAGCCAGAAGAGACAAUCUGCCUUCUCCAGUACUAUCACCAUCUAUUGCUAAUGUCAUGGUGGAGCCAUUAGGUCAGAAUACAUCUAUUCAGGCACAUACGGUACCUCUUCCAAUUAAGAAACCAUGUGUGCAACAGCAGCAAUUAAUUACCCCGAAACUGCCACCACCUCAAACUAUGUAUGAGGUCCUCACAAUGCACUCAGAACCAAAGGUACAAACCGUCCAAUCAGAAAUUGUUGCUUUACCACUGCAGACUGAGGUAACUUUAGUUGCACCACUCCCCCAAGAUAGACCAGCAGCUGUUUCCACAACUAUUCUCAAUCCACAAUUUGCAGCUCAAAUAGAAAUGCAACACCAAGAACAGUGUAUGCCAACUCAUGACAUGGUAAUUGAGACAGUUAUAGCUAAAUCACAAACACCAACAGUGAGUCAGCUAAUUCCUCUAAAACAGCAAUUUGCAAUAGUUGAAGUGACUCUUUCUACCGAGGAGGAAGUACCUUCAGUUUUCAGCAAGACUCCCACCAUUGCAGAAAUCCCCUUAGCACCACCAACUUUUUGUCCUUUAGAAGUUAUAUCUUCACAGCACCCACUGCUCAUUGAUGAAGUGUUGCCCUUCCCUACAAGUGAAGUACCUGAAGAGAUCAUUACAUCCGAGAAUUCCGUUAGAACACCUAGGUUAGCAGCAGUAUGUCCGGUUCCUCAAACUCAAUCUUUCAUUGUUGAAAUGACCCCAACAUUAGAGGUAGCUGAGCUAAUGCCACUAACUACUGUAGGUGUGAUAACACCUACAAGUGUGAAUUUAACACCAUCACCUCUAGCAAUGCAAUUCCAACCAAUGGACAUACAGCCGGAUGUACCUCUUCAAGUGUAUCGAGCAAUUACAUCCACGGUCAUGUCACCUUCAACGCCACCACUGAAGAUUAUAGCAUCGGAACCUGAACAUGAGACAAUCAUAGAGAUUAUACCAAAGGACGGUGAUUUAAAACCUUCAAUGUCAUCGUCAGUGUGGCAGCCCCAUGCAUCUGCUGGGAUGCCAUAUCGAGUCAUUCCAACUGGGGAAACUACCAGGGGAAGGAGGACAUCUAUAUCGGCCAUGGUGCAGCCAACAUACACCACGAUUGAAAUGUUUACUCAUCCAUACGAAAUACCCAACCAGAUGGGUACAACUGAGGCUUUUGCUGCCACCAGGAGAGAAUCAAUAACCAUGCUGCCAUCAUUACCAUUGCCACAUGUAGUAAACAUGCCAGCUGAAAAGGAUAUUCCUAUUGAUGGUUAUGCAGUUCAAAGUCCCUACAGGAGAGGAUCAUUUUAUUCAACAGAAGAAAUACCACAAGUAUCAACUUAUUCAUCAGAAUAUGAAUAUCCUUUGGAGAUAAUAUCCACUGAAGCAUAUACCAGGAGAACCCCAAUACCCACUGCACAGGCCAUUCCACAGGCUGUAUCUGUGGCUCCAGUCACUAUCACUAAAAUUCAGCAGGAAUCUAUUGAGAGUCAAGAGAUUCGAGGACCAGAAAAGGUGGUCUCAAGUAUGAGUCACAUGUAUUCUUCUUCAAUUUCUACCUCAGGCCAGCCUCCCGAAAGCAUGCCAAGCCUUGUAACUCAGGUGGUCACUACUGAAGUCCAGAGGACCACUGUAUCCGUUGUUCACGAAAGACUUCCACAAGUCCCUCAACACAGUGUAGCAAUCUCCAUCCAACCAGAAGUAGCUAAAGUCCAAGCUCUGACAAAACACAAUGGAAAGAUAAUCUACCCUGGUGAUGUUGUUGAUUUACGAACCAUGAAGGUUAACAUAAAGAUGACUGAGCAAGGCAUGGACCUAACACCACCUGAGUCAUGUCGACAGUCAUUUUCAAGUGACUGUAGUGGUCGCCAAAUCACAGCAGUGCAGCCUGAGAUAGUAAAUCUUAGUGCAGAGAUAACACCUGCCACCACGCUGUCUGUGGUCACAGACAGCAUAACGAUAGUCGCUUGCACAGCCACGAUUGCCUCAUAUAACAAUACUCCAGCUCCAGCUGAGAAACCACUUGAUUUGCAAGGUCAUGUUUCGUCAUUGCCACUGCCUCUCACCACAUACAAACCAUUCGAACCGCUUGCUCAGAUUGUGUACAGACCUGUGAAUUCCGACCCUUUAGUCAGUGCUAUAGCAUCCGCAGCUCAAGACUUGCCCAUUAAUCUUUCCUUUGGAGCCCUGGUCUCUUCAGGUGGCGAACAGACAAUGAGUUCCCCACUAUCUAUCAGAAAUGAAGGUGCUGUACUUUCUCUGGAGGCCACUGGGGCCAUGGAUUUGUCAAACUACAGACCAGUGAGAGCUAUGGUAGCUUUGUCUGACACAAGCCCCGGAGUGGUGACGACUGUUGUAGAGGAUGAUGGGACUCCAGUUGACCUAACAGCUGGUAGGAGGAUUGUUUGCUGUGAUGUUAUUUAUAAGCUACCAUUUACAGGAAGCUGCAGAACACAGCCACCUGUUACAACUCAACCUGACAAUCGUCUUGGCUAUAGAGAUGAUCACUAUCAAUAUGAUAACGCUGGACUGUAUGGUUUCCAAGGCAUGAAUGGUAUAAAAGCCUCAAUAUCUGAGACACACCUGACAGAGGCAGGACUGUUUUCCUAUGAUCACAGGAAUGACUAUGAUCAUCUCAGUAGAUCUUCAGAUGAUGCUAUGGACCUCACUGCUGCCAAACUUUCUUCUGGUAAAGCUCUAGACUACACUAGUAAAUCUACUGGAUUCUACCCUGGGACGAUUGCUGCUCCAGUUCCAUCCACAAAUACAAUUACAACUCAACCGGGCUCCAUCUUUAGCACCACCUUAACACCAUCAACAGUCCAGAACCAGUCAUCGCCUUAUCCAUAUGGCUUUAUUCACAGUACAGACCCUGGACAGAUAAUUACUUUUGACACAGAAAUACCUAAGGAUCUUCUACCCACAGCUUUGGCGGACAUCAUUACAGGCUAUCCGGACAUGUACUCGGACACAACCCUGGAAGCAAUUGCUGCCUCUCUGGAUGCCUUAGCCUCUUCCCCAAUAUUCCCUGGCUUAGACAACACAAAGAUGGCUCAGUAUCAGAUGGAGAGGGAGUUUCUAGAGCUGGAGAAGCUUAAGCAGCUUUGUCUUGCUGAGGAACUGGAAUGGGAGAGGCAAGAGAUCCAGCGUUACCGUGAACAGGAGCAACUAAUGGUGCAAAGGGAGCUUGAGGAGCUUCAGGCACUGAAACAGCAGCUUCUCAUGCAGCAAGAAGAAGAGCACCAUGCCCACAUGGUAGCCCAGCAGGAGACCUAUGCCCAGCAAAAAGAGCAGUUGCAGCAAAUCCAACAGCUCCAACUGCAACUCCAACGCCAGCUUGAUGAGCACUAUGGUAGCACUGGCCACACAGGAAACUUCCUAGAUGCCAAAUAUGCAGGGGUGGGGGACAGUGGCCAGUACUGGCCUGUCAAAGAUGAGUCUACUGUCUCUAUUGGUACACAUUUAGAAGAAAGUCAGGACCAGUUUAAUAUUGGAAAGAGCAUUCAAGCUGAACAAGAUGCAGGGAAAAGAAUUAUCGAUAGUGGAGUGCAGACAGAUGAUGAAGACUCGACAGAGAAGCAACAUGUUGGAAGGAGAAAGAAAAAUAAGAGAAAUGUUGAUUGCUCCGCUCAGACUGAUGAUGAGGACCAAGAUGAAUGGGAUGCUCCCACAAAAGCUCGACGCCGAUCUCGAAAACAUAGCGGUGAUGGGAAACACGGCUCCAAGGUCUCUAGUAUUGCUAUCCAAACAGUGGCGGAAAUAUCUGUCCAGACUGACCACUCUGGAGCUAUCAAACCACCCGGUGUACACAUGGACACAAAGGUGGAAAUUAUCAAGCAUAUCUCAGCUCCAGAGAACUCUCAGAGAGGUGGCAGCCUUAGCUGUCAGACAGAAUCAGAUAGAAGUGUCACACCUAUUGAGAUGGGGUACAGCACACACCUAAGAGCCGAUGUCCCACUCAAGUCAAAAGUCUUCUAUACCUCAAUCUCCCCCGUGUCCCCGGAAAAGUCCCUUGGAGGGCAGAGAAUGUUGACUGCUGACCCAAACAGAUUUUCCUCUGGUCCCCGUAUAUUAAAGUCUGGUCAGAAGUCUCUGUCUGAUCCUAAAUCCCUCAGUCCCACCACAGAUGACAGGAUGGGUGGAUACUACGCAGACAGCUAUUCUAGCCGAAGCUCUCCAUCUGGGACAGGUAGGAAGGUAAAACGGACGCUGCCCGAUCCCCCUCCUGAGGAUGACUCUAUGGCAGGUCGUGCAGGCUACAACUCCAACUCUGCACGUCGUCGUCUUGCCCGCAGUACAACAAUGGCCCGGGCAAAGAUCCUGCAGGAUAUUGACAAGGAGCUCGAUCUGGUGGAAAGAGAAUCGUAUAAACUCCGCAGAAAACAAGCUGAACUAGAUGAAGAAGAGAAGGAGAUUGAUGCCAAGCUACGCUACCUUGAGAUGGGUAUCAACCGGCGUAAGGAGGCCUUGCUGAAGGAGAGAGAGAAGAGAGAGAGGGCCUAUCUCCAGGGGGUGGCAGAGGAAAGAGACUACAUGUCAGACAGUGAGGUUAGCAACAUCAGAGAGUCCAGGGGCGAUGGCCUGGAGAGACCACGGACAGCUCCCCAGUCGGAGUUUGACCAAUUCAUCCCCCCCCAGACUGAAGCUGAUUCCCAGUACAACACUCUAACUAGUCCCUACUCUCACUAUGCCCAGUAUGUUCCCCAGACCCAAACCACCAGCCACUACACUCAACAAAACCUAUAUCAGCAGCAGCAGUCCCUUUACCACCAACAGGCGUCUCCUUACACAAACCUAUCCCUCCCCCAUUCCCAAGGUCAGUCUAGCAGCUACCAACAUGCGCUCCUCUUGCAGCAGGGAAAACAGCGACGAUCCACCCUGUCUGAAUUAGAGCCUAAGAUCACCACCAACUAUGAAGUGAUACACAACCAGCCUCUGCUCAUUGUGCCAUCCUCCACAGAAAGUCUUUAUGGAGUUGCUCACCUUGGGGAUAAGUAUGGCAGCUUGGACUUGAGGCUGGGGCUGGGGGAAAGGAGCAUGGCCUCUAGUCCCAUGUCUACCAUUUCUGCUGAUUCCUUUUAUGCCGAUAUUGACAACCGCAAUUCCAGGAACUACGUGCUGAUAGAGGACAUAGGGGAGCUCACCAAGGCCUCAACCAGUCAGAGCAACACAGGGCUGGGUUCUGGAUUCAGCAUUCCUGAUAAAGAGUUAUCCAAGGCAGACAGACUACUCAGGGCAGCAGAAGUCAGGCGCACAGCAGAGGUGGCAGAAUUUUUAGGCUCAUCUCGACUUCAUGGUUAUGGCAAAGGAGAAGAUGAGACGAUGGAGGAGCCUUAUGAGUUGAAGCUACUCAAGCAGCAGAUUAAGCAGGAGUUCAGGCGAGGAACUGAGGGAAUAGAGAACUUAACAGGGCUAGGCCUUCCCCAUCAUCUCCCCAGUGACAGCAGUUUUCGUCACUUUCCUAAAGGAGAGAAAUAUAGCAUUGGCAGGUUAACCCUGGAAAAGCAGGCUGCAAAGCAACUCCCAGCAGCUGUGCUUUACCAGAAACAGAUGAAGAACAAAAAAGCUACCAUAGAUCCCAAAGCCAUCACAAAAUGUUCCCCAAUUCAAGAGAGUAGGGAUAUGGAGCCUAACUUUAAUUAUAUGGGAUCUGGGGUCUCAUCUGUGACCAAUCUGGCUGCUACAGCUAGGUUGCUUCAGGAUGAGAUUACAUUUGGGUUAAGAAAAAACUUGUCUGAGCAGCAGAAAUAUUUAGGUUCCUCCCUAGGCACCAAUUUAGCUGGUUCGCUCAAUUUUGGGCAAUCCCUCGGACUUGGACCAGCCAUCAGGGCCACUGCCCAGGAUGAUGGCACCUACCCAAGUGGAACCCGUUCUCGACCCUCAUCACGGCCUUCUUCCCGCCCCUCUUCUCGCCCCUCUUCUGUCUAUGGCUUGGACCUUUCUAUCAAACGGGACCUAUCCAGUUCCUCGCUUAGAUUAAAAACCGAAGGAGAGGUCCUAGACGCAGCAUUUGCUCCAGGGGUGGCCAGAACGAAGCCUACCAGUCUCCCUAUAAGUCAAAGUAGGGGGCGCAUCCCCAUAGUGGCUCAGAACUCUGAGGAGGAAAGCCCUUUGAGCCCGGUGGGGCAGCCUAUGGGUAUGGCCAGAGCCUCAGCUGGACCUCUUCCUCCAAUCUCUGCUGAUUCCAGGGACCAAUUUGGGUCCAGCCAUUCUCUGCCAGAGGUACAGCAACACAUGAGGGAGGAAUCUCGGACUCGAGGCUAUGAUCGAGACAUUGCGUUCAUCAUGGAUGACUUGCAAGGCGCCAUGUCCGACAGCGAAGCACUAAGUGAAUCCACGCUGACUUUGAACAGAGACGAUGCCAGAAUCUUUCAUGAAAGUAUCAGACACGCUGGAGGCCCAAACUGGAAUAUAGAAGCCUACCACCUUAGAAGAGAGGAGACAGAUUGGUUUGAUAAGCCGAGAGAAGGGGAUCCGCAGAGUGGAAAUACAUCAGACAGGAGACAGAGGAAACUGGUGCCUUAUGCCUUCCCUCACACUUGCAUCAAGCUAAAAAGAGACCCGAAAGACACCAGUGUGUCAGGAAACGGUCUUGGGAUCCGUGUGGUAGGUGGGAAGGAGGUUCCGGGUUGCCGAGGACAGAUUGGAUCCUACAUUGCCAAGGUUAUCCCUGGUGGUGUGGCAGAACAAACAACAAAAGUUGUGGAGGGGAUGCAGGUGUUGGAGUGGAACGGAAUCCCUCUGACUGGAAAGACUUAUGAAGAAGUGCAAUGCAUCAUGGGCCAGCCAUGUGCUGAGGCGGAGCUCUGUGUGAGACUCGACCUUAAUAUGCUGUCUGACCUUGAGCACCCACAAGCCCUGGAGCACCAUGUCCAGCUUAAGGCUGCAGGUGGGCAGCGUUCCCCUGGGGUGGAUCCGAUGCAGUUGGCGGCAGAACUGCAGAAGGUUUCCCAGCAGCUCGCUCCUGGAAUGUGUGGGGCGGGGCUUGGGACUGGGGAUUUAGGUGUCCUCUCUGCACUUGAGCGAUCUGCCCUCCUGCACUCAGGUCCUGGAUCGGCUGCCUCCAGUGGUGUGCCAAGCCCGGGCCAGCCCGCAUCUCCUGCCAUAAAUAAGAAACAACGGCACAAGCCAAUUGAAGCAAUGAGGACACCUCAUCUCAUCACUGGAGAAAUUCAGCUGCAGAUCAACUACGACAGGAACCUAGGAAACCUGAUCGUCCACGUUCUGCAGGCUAGAAAUCUGGCCCAGAGGGACAACGACGGUUACUCUGACCCUUUUGUCAAAGUCUACCUCUUACCGGGGAGAGGCCAAGUCAUGGUUGUCCAGAAUGCAAGUGCUGAUAACAAAAGAAGGACCAAAUAUGCCCAGAAGACCAUGAACCCAGAAUGGAACCAGACUGUCAUCUACAAGAACAUUCAUUUGGAGCAGUUAAAGAAAAAGACGCUGGAGGUGACAGUGUGGGACUACGACAGAUCCUCCUCAAAUGACUUCCUCGGAGAAGUGUUGAUUAACUUGUCAAACACUGCUCAGCUAGACAACACUCCUCGCUGGCUGCCUCUGAAGGAGCAGAGUGAGAGCAUUGAGCAUAGCAAAGCCCACCAUGCUUCUCAAGGGCCCCCAGGGUCUGGGUCCGAUCAGGGUUAUGGUCAAGGACACAGCCUGGGCCAUAUGUCAGUCCCUGGGAUGGGGACUGGGCAUGCCGUUGGACAGGGUCAAGGACCAGAUGGGAGUCACGAUUUACCUAAGAACUCUGUGAUCAAGAGCAGAAGCCAUGGCAUCUUCCCUGAUCCGUCCAAAGACAUGCAGAUGAUGCCUUUGGAAAAGUCCCACAGCAGCCCUGGCAGCUCCAAGUCUUCCUCUGAUGGUCAACUGCGCUCCCAUGGCCCCUCCCGAAGCCAAAGCAAGAGCAGCGUCACUCAGGCCCACCUUGAGGACGCUGGGAUAGCCAUUGCUGCCGCCGAGGCUGCCGUGCAACAGUCCCGCCUGCAACCAAGACCAGGACAUCGACUUGGUGAUGUGUCAGGGUCUGUGGUGCUGUCUGCCCCGAGUCUUGUUGGAGACGCCUAUGGAGGUCUGGACGGGGAAGAGGGGACAGUCAUUGGAGUGGACAGUGCCAUUUUUCAAGUGCCACGCUUCGGUAAGACUAUUCCAAACGGCACGGACAAAAACCAAAUAGUGACCCCAGAAAACGAAGGUGGUAAAACACAAGUAAUGGGGGAGAUCAAGGUGGCUCUCAAAAAGGAAGUAAAAACAGAAGGGGACCAACUGGUCUUGGAGAUCCUUCAAUGCAGAAACAUCACCUACAAGUUCAAAAGUCCCGACCACCUACCAGAUCUGUACGUGAAGUUGUAUGUGGUCAAUGUAGCCACUCAGAAGAGGAUCAUUAAGAAGAAGACCAGAGUCUGUCGACACGACAGAGAGCCGUCUUUCAAUGAGACCUUCAGAUUCCCCCUCAAUUCAACUGGACACUCCAUACAGCUUUUCUUGGUAUCCAACGGAGGAAAGUUCAUGAAGAAGACCCUGAUUGGGGAAGCCUACAUCUGGCUGGACAAGGUGGACAUGAGGAAGAGAGUGGUCAGCUGGCACAAGUUGUUUGUCAGCUCCACUCAAACCAACGCCUGAGCGCCACACCAAAAAGACGAGAUGAAGGUGAAGCCAGAAUGUACUUGUUCAGAGAUUCCACUUGACAAAAACAUGAGUAUGGGACAAAGAAUGGGGCAUGAAGGUAAAAUGAAAAGAUCCAUCCAAUUAACUUCUUUUGUUUAUAGUUGAAAAGGACGGAAUUAUGUGCUAUCACAAUAAUACCACUUCAUUAUCAGUCCAACACUGCCAGCACACAUGUCCUCCUUUUCUUCGUGUCAAGUGUCAGCUGGCUCGAGUGAUGCAAACAGGAGAAUGCCACAGCAGCCACUGAAAUACACUGAGCAGACACUUUGAAAUUGAACCAUUGUUUUAAUUACAUAAUCCACUUUAACUUUGUUGUUUUGGUGCUGCGCAACUGAGCUAACAUAUCUAACCGAGGGAAAGACGGUUUUACUUUGAUCAUCGACUGAAAUGUGUUUUCUUCAUAUGAGAGUAAUUAUUGUAAUUUAAAAAUGACGUUUGUAAUUUGUGUGGACUUCGGUAUUCUUGAAGUGUUAAAUGAUGAAGGAAUGCAUAGUGUUUGUGUACUAUCGUCUUUCAGUAUCAUGAAAAAGAGACAAAAAAAAAAGGUACAAAUAGACGGCCAGAUUACUUUUGCUAUGGGGUAAAGAAAAGAAUGUACAGCACCACAGACUGUAUAUAUCACACAUGCAGAUUCCAGGCCUAUCAGAGAACCCUAUUGUACAGCGUGAUGUUUAUAUAAUAUACAUAGAUAUCAGAUGCACAAUAUAUCGAAAUACACUAUACACUAUAAGAGAUGUUCUGUUGUAACUAGAUAAUAUAUAAUAACAUAUUGACACCUGCCCUUUAAUUGAGGCUGUGGUGGCGCACCGACAAUCCAGUAGGCUACGUUAGUCUAUGGUGGAGGCAGUCUUUAUAGACUCUAUGUGAACGUGGGCCUAUGUGAGCUCGAAGAUGUAGCUCCUUCCGUCCACUCAUCACACUGAUGAACCAUUCGAUAUUCAACAGAGGUGUGAUGGAUAGCACAUCUGAAAAUACAGUGACAAAUUCACAUUUUACUCACAGGUUUAAACCACAAUAAAAUGAAUAAGUUGCUGUGUUGAAUGUUACAUGCCAAUUACAGGGAAUGAUAGGAUUUUACGUUCGGGCUGUUGUAGUGUCUCAGAGUGUGCUGAAAUAUCUCUUUCUGUGUUGCCUCCAAUGUUGUUACAGAACCACAUGUGGGUCAUUACCUCCUUGGUUUUACCUAAAAAUAUUCAAAAUCAAGAUAAAAUGUUCCAACAAGUCCAAUAUCAAGGGUUCUCGGUGUGUCUGGCUGUGCUGUAGAAGUCCUUCGGCGGUUUUUAUGCAGCAACACAGUGAACCAGCCAUUCUCACUGCCUGUGACCAAAAUACUCCCCCAGGCUCACUGGAGGAGAAGGAGAAAAUGUAUUCAUCUUAAAACAUGUUGCUGUCAUAUCUACAGAAUGAAAAAAUACUCGUGACCCUCAUUACUGUUGGUGUAUUUAGACAUAUCACAGGGCUGAUGCAAUUUUUUUAAAGAAUUAAUAUAAAAGAGCAAACAACAGAAACACCUAGAACCAGACGGCACUGCGUUGUUGUUUAAAAGGAGAGCAAAAAGAGGGAAAAUAAUAAGAAAGGGAGCUUUGUUGAUCUUUUAUUUUGCUGUGCCAAGAUUGUUUUCAAACUUCAUUGGUUCUUAAUUCUAUGCAACUUAGAUGUGUUUAAAUGCAUUUGCUUUUUUGGAAUUAAAUGUUAUAUCUGUAAAAAAAAAAAAGUAUGUCUUAUAGAAAAUAACUUUAAUUUGUACAUCCCUGAAAGAAAAUAUUAAAUGAAUUGAUUUUUUACUGAUUUUAAUAUGAAUUGUUAACACAUGUUAGCAUUUACUUGGAGCUUGUGCACUUUAUAUUAUUUUACCUUUUUGUCUCAUUUUAACUGUCAUGACAUGGAAGAUUAUGUGGUUUGUGUUUCUGCACUGAAAUUAGCUGGAUCGGGUGUAUUUGGUGUCAGAAAUAGUAUGGUGCAAUUUUGUAUUUAUGUGGCAAAAGAAAACGAAGGAGACACGUUCGGGUCCCUAAAGUAACCGCACAAUCUGGGGAAAGAUAAAACUUACUACAUCAUGCUCAUAGUGUACCUACCAGUCUGUGUACAAAGUACGGUUAAUAAGACAUGUUCCCUAAAUUCUCCGUCAUGACUGUUUAACCCCUCGUGUUUCAUUAGACUUCCCUCAUGCUAAUUACUGUUUGUUCAGAUCAGAUGUUGCCUGUAUUUGUGAAUCCAUCUAUUUGUUGUUGUUGUUUUGAGGGGUGUGAAUGUGACUCAAGUCCUUUGACAUGUGUACAUAAAGUGUUUAUUUUCUACAAAGAUUGAAUGUUUAUAUUGUCCAAAGUUUGAGCAUGUGAGUGUUGAAAAAAAAUCACAGAAGACGUAUAACUGUACAGCAAUGUGUGUAGUUGUAUAAGGGGAGUUGACUGUGUUAUCAAAAAAUGUGGUGUCAACCAAUGACUAUAUGUGCAACCAUGUCCCGCUGAAACAACUCAAAGGGGAAAAAAAUCUAUUCAACUUCAAUAGUUGUCUGAGACUUUGUGUUUUGGGUGUUGCAUGUUUUGUUGAUGGUUUGUCCAGAUAUUUUGCAUACAGAUUAUGUUUAAAAAGAGACACGAUAUGUAUAGAUUUUUCUGUAUGCUGACUGUAAAGAAAUAUGCUUGUAAAAUGGUUUUGUUUUUCACUCGGUGUAAAACAAAGACUCUAAUGUUAUGGUUUUGUGGUUGUACACAGGAUGUGUUGAGAUAAUAUGCAAAUUGUGCUGUAAAAUCAGCUGUUUCCCCUGAGUCUAAAGAAUAAAUAUCAAGAAGAGCUAUAUUACA